ACGUCACGUCCGGCGGGCUGUCCAAUCCGGGAGCGGGUCCGUCAGCUCGGGAGAGUCCGUGUGUGUGUGUGUGUCGCCGCCAUGGAGACCAUCCUGGAGCAACAGCGCCGAUACCAUGAGGAGAAGGAGCGGCUGAUGGAUGUGAUGGUGAAGGAGAUGAUGGUGAAGAAAUCCACGCUUCGAGACCAAAUCAACUCUGAUCAUCGUGCUAGAGCAGUGCUUGAUAGAUACAUGGAAGUGGCUGGAAAUUUAAGAGACUUGUAUGAAGACAAGGACAGCAUGAGGAAGGAUGAGUUGAAUGCCAUUUCAGGACCAAAUGAAUUUGGAGAAUUCUACAACCGGCUGAAGAUGAUCAAAGAAUUCCACAGAAAACACCCAAAUGAGAUAAGUAUUCCAAUGUCGGUGGAGUUUGAAGAGCUGAUGAAGACCAGGGAUAAUCCAAGCGAGGAGGCACAGAAUCUAGUGGAGUUCACAGAUGAGGAAGGAUAUGGACGAUAUCUUGACCUUCAUGACUGUUAUCUCAAGUACAUCAACCUGAAAGGUUCAGAGAAAUCUGAUUAUAUUACCUACUUGAUUACAUUUGAUCAACUUUUUGAUAUUCCGAAAGAGAGAAAAAAUGCAGAAUAUAAGCGGUAUCUGGAAAUGUUGUUGGAUUACCUCCAAGAUUAUACAGACCGAGUGAAGCCUUUACUAGAUCAAAAUGAACUCUUUGGAAAAAUACAAAUUGACUUUGAGAAAAAAUGGGAAAAUGGCACCUUUCCUGGCUGGCCAAAAGAGACAAGCAGUGCCCUGACUCACGCUGGAGCUCAUUUAGACUUGUCAGCUUUCUCAUCCUGGGAAGAAUUGGCUUCCUUGGGAUUGGACAGACUAAAAUCUGCUUUGAUGGCUUUGGGUCUGAAAUGUGGUGGAACCUUAGAAGAGAGAGCCCAGAGGUUAUUCAGCACUAAGGGGAAAUCUUUGGAGGCACUGGACCCUUCACUAUUUGCAAAAUCUAAAUCCAAAGGCACUAAGAAGGAUUCAGAGCGCAAUAAAGAAAUUGCUUUUCUUGAAGCUCAAGUGUAUGAAUAUAUAGAAAUUCUUGGGGAGCAGAGACAGCUCACUAGAGAAAACGUACAACGCAAACAAGCUCGGACUGGCGAGGAACGAGAGGAGGAGGAGGAGGAGCACGUCAGUGAGAGUGAAAGUGAAGAUGAGGAGAAUGAAAUCAUCUACAAUCCCAAGAACCUACCAUUAGGUUGGGAUGGCAAGCCCAUUCCAUAUUGGUUGUACAAGCUACAUGGUUUGAACAUCAAUUAUAACUGUGAAAUCUGUGGAAAUUACACUUACAGAGGACCCAAAGCAUUCCAACGCCACUUUGCUGAAUGGCGUCAUGCUCAUGGUAUGAGGUGUCUUGGAAUCCCUAACACAGCACAUUUUGCAAAUGUCACUCAAAUUGAGGAUGCUGUAUCCUUGUGGGCAAAACUGAAGCAUUCAAAGGCAGCAGAGAGAUGGCAGCCAGACACUGAGGAAGAAUAUGAAGAUUCAAGUGGAAACGUGGUUAACAAGAAGACCUACGAAGAUUUAAAGCGACAAGGGCUCCUCUAAAAUGUAGUUCCUUCCAGACCGUUGUUUCAUAUCUGUAAUGAUAGUUAUCAUUGUAGAUACUUUGUUAGUUUAGAUUCUUUUCCUUCCUCUCAUUAAUUCAAGGACCAUGUCCUGUACUGCCCAGAGUCUUUAUCUAACGCAAAAGACUGUGAAGAGAACUGGGUGUUUGGCAAAUUUGCAUAAUUUUGCAUCUGAAAUAUUUAACUUUGCGAAACUGGCAUAUUUCAUAACAUUUUGUGGGUUUUGCAUUAUAGCUUAAAAAACAAGUAUGGACGUUAACUUCCUCUCUUAGGGGCAUGAAAAUAGGAACCCUUGAUGGAAGUAUGGAUUUCUUGUUAGUAGAUGGAGACAUUUAAGAUUAGGCUUAAAUGUGUCAAAGAAAAAUAUAAUUUAUGGUAAACAGUAAUCUUUGUUUAAAACAGUGUGACCCUGUAUGUUUCUCCCUCAAUUUCUGUGCUUCUGUCAUUCACUUUUUAAUAAAGCAAAAUUGUGAUUUUUA
Molecule: messenger RNA, 2083 nt
Organism: Carcharodon carcharias (great white shark)
Lineage: Eukaryota; Metazoa; Chordata; Chondrichthyes; Lamniformes; Lamnidae
Gene: sf3a3
Product: splicing factor 3a, subunit 3
Exons: 17
Coding region: 82-1584 (500 amino acids)
Biological process (GO): mRNA splicing, via spliceosome
Cellular component (GO): spliceosomal complex; nucleus
Molecular function (GO): RNA binding; zinc ion binding
Source: RefSeq, a predicted model, not a curated record